CGUCGAUUGCACAUUGUGUUUUCCCAGGCGCAAGUAAUUCCCCCUACAUCUCGUAGCCAACCAGUUUGAAGCUAGCAAAGGUUACAUUAAGUGUCACUCUAUCAGUGUAUGUGGUUUGAUCGUUUUUGAUUAUAGGUAUGACGAUGGAAAACCUUAGUGAAUUGAGCGACCAACAAAUGAACGAAACCAGUGUGUCGGUGUCUGUCAGUCCGGGUGGUAGUAGUGCAGCGAGCGGCGGUGGUGAGUUGAUCAGUCCUCAAGAGUUGUCCCCCAGUAUCUCCAGGUCGGAGGCUUUAUCGGUCGGUGUGGCAACCAUGAUCGACUCCAGUGAUUUUCGAGCUCAGAUCUCGGAGCCAACGUACCAAACCUUGAACGGAAGAAUGAGUCCAGGUUACACCAACAACAGCUAUGCUACCCUCACACCUCUGCAGCCAUUGCCUCCUAUUUCCACAGUGUCGGACAAAUUCAGCCAUCCGAAUCCAGCAGUCAGUGGAAGUUUUACUCUCAUGCAAAGCAAUGGCUUAGGUGGUAUGGACAUGAACACUGCCUACCGUUACGAUAAAAUGGGUUCAAUGGGAAUGAACAUGAAUAUGACCCCGACUCUCGCAACAAGUCCUAUGAGCAUGAUGACCUCAAACGGAUAUGCACAGCAAAGCCUGGGAUAUGGAUAUAGUCAGAACGGAAUACAUUCGCCAAAGCCCGAAGUCAAGCCGAUGAUAUCCCCUAACUCAGCGUACGAUGCCUACUCUCGUGGAUUAGCUGGGCCUACUUCAGCCAGACUUCAUUCGCCAAAUGCGAUGAUGGCCACGAGUCUUAACGGUUUGUCAUCAGCCUCGCCGAAUUCAACUGCCUCACUUCGAGAUCACAGACAAACGGGACUCAACGAUACAGGUUCAAAACAUGAAAUUGAAGAAAUCAACACCAAAGAACUUGCACAGAAAAUCAGUAGUGAGCUAAAAAGAUAUAGCAUUCCACAGGCAGUGUUUGCGCAGAGAGUGCUCUGUCGCAGUCAGGGAACUUUAAGUGACCUCCUACGAAAUCCUAAACCUUGGAGCAAGCUUAAGUCGGGCCGCGAGACGUUUCGCCGGAUGUGGAAAUGGUUACAAGAGCCAGAAUUUCAGAGGAUGUCCGCUUUACGGCUCGCAGGUCUUGCCCAGAACAAUGGUCAACACGAGUUUGGGUCCAAUAUGGUAGUUAGCAUCCAACAGGAAACUGAAGAAGUUGCCGGAUCGCAGUCCCGCUUCUAUGAUAAUUACCAUAAAGGCAACACUGUGCCCCAACCGGCGUCUUCCCCCUACCCUCAACAAGUUCAGUUAAAGUCCUGUUUUCCAGCCUGCAAGAGGAAAGAACAAGAACAAAGUCAACAAGAAGAAAAUCGAGCGCCAAAGAAGCCUCGACUCGUGUUCACAGACAUUCAGAGGCGUACACUACAUGCCAUCUUCAAGGAAACCAAACGUCCAUCGAAGGAAAUGCAAGCGACCAUAGCCCAACAGCUCGGUUUGGAGGUGACUACGGUGGCCAAUUUCUUCAUGAAUGCACGACGACGAUCUUUGGAUAAAUGGAAAGACGAAAACGGCAACGAUAACCGAAAUUCCACUUCGACAGACAACAGUGCGAAAAGCUAAAAGCCAGUGUGCGUAUGGCCAAAAGACCAUUGUUAGACAAUAGACAUUGGGUAGCAAUUUCUAGCAACUAGUCUUACACAACAGCGAUGCACGCUGUUGUCAUCCUCUUUUUUGUUGUCUUAUUUCGUUUAUAACCCCCCUCUAUAUACCUGUUGAUUUUUGUUUUAAAUUCUAUUUACAAUCAGAAUUUAAAUUAUUUAUUCCAAAGUGAACGAGGUACUUCUUGGGAGUACGUGGAUUCUGAUGAUGAGAUGCCCCCCUCGGCGGGCAGUUAUAUCGCUAGUUUGGCAACUUACCAUUCCAGGCGGCUUUCUAACAAAAGUCAUGUGCGCAUAUUUUUCAUACCUUAGAUGAUGUUUUAUGCAAUAAUUUAUUGUGAUUUUACUAUUGUAUAGAUUUAAUUUAUGUUUCCUAGUUUUACCCAUACUCGGGUCGAAGACCGUCUGUAAACUUCAAACGCUGUAACUUUUCAUUCAUGUGGGCCCGGUGCACAGGGACGUACGUACCAGGCUCGCAGUUAACCAGUAGAGUUGCAAUAAGUGGCCACGGUCCACAUCAAGCACAUAGAUUUUUACAUUUUUAUAGCGCAUUUGUAUACAACAAUUUCAAACCAAAUUGUCGUUCUGCAUUUCUACUUAAUUUUAGUCAUUUACGAUUUGUAUGAACCCAUUCUCAUGUAUUGGUCUUAGACUGUACCAUAUUUCAACCAGACAGGAGCAUGUAUAUUCUUCAGUGCAAUAUAAUUUAUAUAUAUGUGGUGUUUGAUCGUGAAUUGUCCCAAUUGCUAUGUGGUUAAGUUAGUAGUCCGUGGUAAAAUGCCAACUGAAAGACAUAAAAAACAAAACAUGUCAUAAAAUGAACAUUUGCUCUUCGUUGCUAUAUAGGGUGGUAUUGGUUACCAUAGAAGUAUGGUGUUACCAUGGUGACAUAUCAAGCUACCAUAGUAACAUGUCUUGUUAUCAUAGUAACAUAUCUGGUUGCCAGGGUAACAUGUCUGGUCAUCAUGGUUACACUAUGGUUGCCAUGGAGACAUAUAUGUUGCCAUGGUGACAUGUAAUGUUACCAUAGUUAUGUCUUAGCAACCACAGAAAACAGCAGGAUCAAGUUUCUGCAUCAAUUCCGUAGCAGCAGUUUCUCUCUGCCUCCGAAGAUGGUUUAACACUUUGUGUGCAUUUUACACAGGUGGUUUGAUUAUGCAACAUUGUUGAAAAUUGCACACUGGUGACCUCUAAUGGCAAUGUUAUCAAGCACAUAUCAUUCAAUUUUUAAAAUGCCAUGUUUUCUUCUCUUUGCAGCAUUCAUUUUAACUCGAAAACCAAUUGCUCAAAGUUUGUCUGAAAUAUUUUUUUACACUCCCAUGUCAAGAUAAGAAAUUUAGAAAAAUAAUUUCUUUAGCCUCUCACUCGUCCAAAAAUAUGGUUAGCCUAGAAAAAUAUGAGGUGUCAAUUUAUUUCCCGCACUUAAACUUAAUCCCAUCUUGUCCGAAACGUUUCGAAAUUAAUGGGUUUUCUUACAAUAUCUUCACAACAUUCAAACCAUGUUUUAAGUCAGAAUAACAUAUACUUGUUCUGCCAACAUGUAUGGAAUUCUGUACAGUAAGCAUGCAUUUCUUCCCAACGCCGCAAAUAGAACCAUCAAGUGUUGCGGAAGUUGACAUCAAGUCCUUGACGUGAUGUCUGCUUCAUGUCGGGGUACUUUACCAACAGCUUGUGCACAGUGUGUCCAAUGCCUCUGUGGUGAUAUCGGGUCUUUUUGGCUUGAUUCAGUCAGAAAUACGUCCACUCGAAAUGGUUCCUCUCCGCUCUGAUGUACAGGAUGUAACUGUAUGAAUCAGUUGUAGUCGGAGUGUGGCGGCAUUUCCUACGUUGGCUUCCGUGGCAAUGUUGGUUUGAAGAUAGCCCCCACUCUGGUGCAUGAUGUGAUACUGUCACGUUUGCCCGGGAAUGAUAUAAGAGUGCCUGUUAUAUUCCCUGCUGGGUUUUUAAGGCCAUUUUGGAAGAUUAGGUCAAAGUUACACUCAGCUGCUGUCUGGUGCCUAAAUGCAUUUGCCAACAGAAAGAAUGAAAUUCCUUUUUUGGAGGGGGUUUUAUUUGUGUGGAAAUGGCAGUGUUCCGUUCAUUAGGAAACGGUUCUAAACUCUUAACAAAUUAUCAUCUGACUUAUUCUUGAUCUGGCCUAUUUUAUGAAAUCCUCAUUAUUUCAGAAUAUGAGCGCAUCAUUGCAAAUUCCAUGUGGAUUCUGUUAAACGAGUGAUACCGCGAGCAGAACGCAGCUCAUGUUCUCAAAUUUCACGGUUUCAUGAGCAGAGCUUUAGAACUCUAGUUUCAAAUAAUGUUAAUGAUUCCAACUGAUAUCCACCCAGACUUCUUUUGUUUGGUUUAACACGCUUUAAAAGUGUGAAGUGAAAAUUGAAACGGCUGAAGUGGAUACAAUUUGCCUAUGUUGACUUCUUUUUUGAGAGCGUAUCUCAUUUCACCCUUGCUCAAAUCUAGUUCGGCUCCCAAGGAUUCUUGUAAGGCGAUAUUUCGAAAAUUUAAAAUGUUAAAACUGCGGGAUGGCUGUAUGAUGUAAAACUACAUGAACCGAUUGAAGUCGCCAGAUCAGGCCUUCGAUGUCUUUUGGUGUAAAAUAGUAAACAACAAUAUGUGUACAAGAAAUGUUGAAAAGUACCAUUCACGGCCAUUUUGAUCUUUGUUAAAGUGGCAGAUGUGUUUGAAAUAUAACCUGGGCUCGCGGGAAACUGUGAGAACUCGAGGCUACCAGCUAUCCGGGUUUCUCUCCUGGUAGCACAUCAUGCAGAGUGGAAAUAUUUCUGGAGAAUUUGCAUGUGAUGUGACCUUGCUUUGGGGCAUGCAUGGCUGUGAGUCAGACUCUAUUAAACUGGUGUUUCCCUUCCUUGUACUUUUGGAUUGGGAAUGUAGCUGUUCACUCAGACCAGUUCACAAUGUAACUCGUUCACCAUGUUACUAGUGUACUUGUGCUGAUUGUUUGUGUAAACCUCCCUCUGGGUCUUAAACAGUUAAUAUAUUAGCCAUAAACCAUAUUCGAGGUUCUUAGCUGUCUAGAACACUCCACGUUCCGUCUGACAAAUCGCUGCCGACAUUGCGUGGGUCCGCGACAACCACAAUCAAGACAUGGAAUUUACAUGUGAUUGGCUAAUCUGAUGGCUACUAAACAAUUUGAGCCCAAUCAUUUGCGAGCAGUGAUUAGAGAAUCGAGCAAUUUCCGCCAAAUCCUCGUGGCCGAUUCUGACCCAGUUCCCGAGAUUGAAUGUGUAAAUUUCAUAUCCGUAAGUGGCAGAGUGUCACCGCCCGGGUUAAAAAUGAAAUCCAAUUGCAUUUAGUGUUAUUACAUUGGAAAUGAAAUGCGAUUAUAGCUUUGCCUGAUGUAAUAUGGCACAAAAUCAGAUUACACUAAACCCUAUCACCAGCUCGUUCCAGGGCUCUGACCACUCCCGACAAGGGCAGGGCGGCCAUCUUAACUAUUUCCCUGAAAUAGCAUCAGGGGCUAAAUCAGCUAUUAGAGUACUCAUUCUGGAACUGAUUGCUUUCUUGAAAUAAUGCGACCAGCUGCGCAUGGGGUCAUUUUGUGGAGAUCCGAUAUCAGAUCUCAAAAGUGCCUCAGAAAAUGAUGCCCCAUUGAAACGCUUACUUCAGGCCGUUGAAAAUCAUUCCAUAUUUGGAGAUUCUGAAUUUCUGUUCACCAAGUUUCAUGAAGUUGGCGAACCCUAUCCGUCAUAGUAAGUGUAAGUCAUUCCAAAGUUUGCCACCAAAUCAGUGGAAUUCGUCAUUUGCAGUUAUCGUUCAAAGAACCAUACUUUGUCAUUGACUCUUAUUACAAAUCUGCGUGCAUUUCAAUCACUCAGCCCAGCCACCUCGCGCCAACAGUGACAACAACAUGAAUUCUAUUAAGCGCAUCCGUUGAGAGACCUCUCGUACCAUAAAGUAAUCUCACACACCUGGUAGUGUUCCCACGCCCAAAAAGUCUAAUGGAUGGUGGUCAUUGCCAUGGCUACCAGCAACAUUGGUGUCGCUAAUAUCGUGUGUCGUUACACCGAAAAGUGAGAGGGCUGAGGGCUAUUUGAAGAAAUUUAAAAAAAGAUAUAUAAUUUAAUUCAAUAGUUGUCAUCAAAAAAGGUUCUGACUCCUCAGUUUUAGAUUCCAAAGGCAUAACUCAUCAUUAUAAUUUACUGUACGCAAUUGUGAUGUCGUCUGUUGUUUUCUAACAUCUGGCCUUGAGUUGUUCACUAUCCAUUUUGAAAGUGUUAACUUAAACAUCCGUUCAAUAAACAUUUUCUAAAUGUCGAAAAUCUUAACGACAAAGUCUGGAUGUCACUUACCUAAAAACUAAAACAUUGCCAUUUCCAGCAAGAACUUUUGAAGUUUAAAAUUUUUGAUUUCAUUAGUUUUGAACCUAAUGCGUGAACGCCACUUUGUCUAUUGCAAGAAGCUGGGAUUCUGUCGUAUCUUGCUUGAUUUACUUAAGGAGUAGUGAAGUGCAAUGACAAAAAGCGAGAGGGAUGCGCGCAGCUCUCCGUUGAAAUUUCCUAACGCGCCGUAAUUGGUCACGGGGGCACCUGUGAGGUACUAAUUAACGCCACCUUCCCGGCUAAUUAAACUCGGUGUAGCCGUGUGUAAAGUUGCCGGUUGGAGUAGCAAUGCUUCCAAAUGGUGACUUCAACACCCCGUGAAGAGUUUGCGAGAAGUGCUCUGACGGUUUGGCUCUUCUUGGUUGAAUCAUUUUCCGAGUGUUUUUGAUUGAUUCUGCUAUACUUUACUCGAAACAUUUGUGUAAUGGCACAAGUUGCUUGGUACGUCGCCGUUUUUGGUCGCCAGAAUUCACACGCGUCAUUUUCGCAUUUAUAAAUACGACAUAUCAUCGUGUAUUUGUUGUUCUUUUGUGUAGGCAUCUGUCCAGUUUUAUAUUACGGUCCAACGUUGAUGAUAAUAUUAGAGUCCCGAGUCGCAAAGAAACUGGUCCAACUGGUACACGGUCACGAGGAUCAGUGGGUCAUGAAUGAGGGGGAUUAUCAUGUCAUUUUAACUUGUUCAUUCUUUCAUGUUUGCAAUUUAUUCAACUCCCCAAGUUUUCCAUUAACGCCAACAUCGUUAACUUCUUCAUCAAAUUAUGAAACAUAAUAGAAUUAUGAAACAUAAUAGAAUUAUGAAACAUACUGUAAGUAUGUUUGUUGAAGUCAUUUUAUCUUGUUCAACUUACAGUUAUUGUAAUCCUGUUUUUGUUGCAUGAUUUCGUCACUGUCAUAUUGAGGCAUCAUCAGCUGACUUUUGCAUUUGUGGAAUGGUGUUGUAAACGCUAUUUCACGUUUUAUUCCAUUGGUUGAAAAAAAGUUUAGUGCAAACAAAUGUAAUUAUUCUUUGGGGAAAAAGUUGCCGAGUGAUGAGAAAGUUAUGGUUGAAAUUUCACUCAUUUGGAAGUAUAUCCUAGCCACCAGAUGGUCCUGAGAUUUUUUGUUGCCCCUGUGCUCAUAACUCGGGCGUCAGGAGGCCAUCAAUCUUUCAGUCCGCAUGGUUUAUGCCGGAGGAAGGCACCUCAAGGGAGGAAGUGUUGAAACCCCUUUACCUGGCUCAUAUAAGUGGUAUAAAUGUUGUUUCUUACUCAUAACAUGACAAAGACCUCUAUGUUAACACUUUAAGCACUGAAGUCUCUAAAUUUAGUCAUUCGACUUGAAAAACUUUCCAAAAAGUUUCUGAAAGACAUUUUUGAAAACUUUGCAAAAGUUAAGUUGUUGUAAUUUUUUUCCAAAAGAAACAAAAAUCUCUUUUUCAAUUGGAUCGAAAGGAACGCAAUAAAAUCAUCAUGUUCUCAUAUCAAAUUUUAGGUGCAACUAUAAAGCACCACUGAGGCGAACGACAGUUUGAUUUGAAACUUUUUCAUGUAAAACGUCCAUGUUGAAAUUGACGAAUACAGCGGGGUAAGAUAUUUACACCAGAUAUUGGGCGCUCGGUUGAGAAAAGGCACAAGUUAGGUUGUCAUGUCGGGCCAUUUCCUCAUCCUCUUUUGGUGGUUCAUAUAGUCGUCUAGCAAUGCCGUCAUAUGAAUAAUUGAAAAGUGCAGGGAACAAUACAUUGUUGAAGGGGCGGGUGACGCACACCAUCGAGCGUUAAAACAAAAGAUCCGGUUUGUGAUGUUAGAUGGGACGGUAUGGCAAAUAGGAGGAGAAUUUUCAUGCGUAUACUCUGUAUUGAAGUAUACCUGGUGUAACAAUAUGCUAAACACCUGACUCAUUAGGUACAACCAGCUAAAACUCAAAUUGAGUGACACUCAUGUAUUAUACUGAAGAGAUCAAAGGGCAUGUAUACAGCUGAAAAAGGAACUGUUGUGUUGGGACGCCGGUAUGGUUUGGCCAAUGCCAACAGGUGGCACUAACUGGUUAAGAGUUUUGCACCCCUGGUGGUGAUGAGGUCAACAGUUUCAAGCCAUUUUGUGCCGCGAGAUAAUAGGCCCUUUAACAUUCGAAAAAGGUGUAUAGAAGUAUUUUGAACUUAAUCACUAUAGAGCUGACAGACUUCUGCACCCCUUUUGUUUAGUCGGGACUGUGUGGGGUUAUUGUAUCAAGCCUCGGAAUUAUGUCGUGAAAUUGUUCCAUUUGUUUUGCAAACAUGAAAGAACACAACGCUCACUUGGGUUCCUGCCAAGCAUUUUUGAAGGGGGAUGUUGAGUUGCCAUUAGGGGUGCCACUGAUUUUUUCCACCCCCUGGUCUUGUAACGAGGGGAGAGUCUUCAACUUAACAAUCGAUGUUUGAGUAAUUGUCUGAUCUGAGUGACCUGUUUGGACCGGUUUUUCUGAGUAUAAUAGGUAGGUACUGCAUCUAGUCGAGCUCAGGACUUUUAACUUGUAUAAACCUAAUGACAAUCUUUUCCACUACGGUGGUGUCAUGAUCAUGAGCGCUGUUCGUCAAGAAAAUUUCAUUCGUACCUACAAUGUCAGUUAUUUUUAAACUACAACCAACACACAUGUAGCACCACAGUUUAUGAUAUACAUGUGUAAUGGUCAUAGUUUGGUAAACAUGAGAAAUAAUUUAGUAUUACAACAAUUCUUACGUACUGGUCAGAACUUAUUUAUACAGUUUCACAACCAAAAGCAGUAAAAUGUUAGCACCUAGUGUAACAAUUCUAUGAAAAAGAGUGUCCGAAAUUUUUCCAGCGAAAUAUACGGAAAGUUUAGAACCUUGAGUUUCAGAAGUUGUAGAGCCACUGGAAAAAAUUAAGAACCGUAAGACAUUUUGAAUUGAUUACCAAUAAUGUACAUUAUUAAAUCAUGCCAAUUAUGCACAGGGUUGUUUUUUGUACCUUUGAAUGCCAUAAACGGUAUAUUACUCUAGUUCACCGGUCUAAGACAGGUUCUGAAUAUUUAAUCCGAGCUUGAUAUGAUCAAGAAUUGACGAGUCAAUAUCAAUUCUUGAUUUUGUGUGUGGUCAUUUGAUGCCAUUGAUCAUAUCCAGUGUGGUGCGGAGACCAAGUUGUCCAAUUCUCAUGACGACAUACUUCGGCUUUGCCAUAGUGUCAAUUUCGUAGUGAUAAAUCAACUGAUCUUAGAUCAGUGAAACUACAGUAUACAUAUAAAAUCCAAUUGUACAUCUAGAGUAUGCGUGGAGUGACACUCACUAAGUCUUAUAAAUUCAUAACCCUAGUAAUCAAUUGCAGAUAAGUCGCGUCACAUCCUUUCAAAUCAAUUUUGCUUCUUCCAACGACAAAAGUGAAAGAUGAAACUCCAUAUCGUUGCCAUAAUGUCUUCAGAUACAAUCAUGGGCAUCUCCAGGGCGGUCGACAGGUGCAGAGGCACUUACCCCACCCUUCUUGACCAACAAGGUUUGAAUACUGUAGCUAAUGCAGUAAUAAGUGUGGUCUUGACUUAAUCAUAAUGGCAUCUCCACCGCGCAUUGGGUCCUAGGAUGUGAAUUCCUCCUUCAGACAACCCUGGUUUUCAGUUUAUGAAGCUGAAACUUCAAUCCCAUGAUGUUAUGAGGAAUUGGUACCAAAAUGCAAUGCCUGUGGGUUAAGGUCCUGUUUCUUUAAAAUAUAUUAUUCAGAAUUCAUUACAUAACUGCAAUAGUGUACUUAAACUUCGGUGCUGGAAUGCAAUACCUGGUACUAGUACUUAAAGAAAAAAAGUUUUCACUACUCAAUAUGUGCAUGGGCAAUUUAAAAACUUCCAUAUCGAAAUUUUGUACCAAAUGUAGUCGAAAAGUUUGGAAUUUAUAAACCAAUGGGGUUUUGUAGUAAGGUAAAACGGUACAGUUAUAGCCAAGGUACAGUUAUGGCUUCUGCAGUGUAAAGAAAACAGCCGACAGUAUACAUUAUUGCACACAAAGGCUAUAAUUGGGGCAUAAUCAUACUACAUUUCGUUAUUUGGUACAAAUCUGGACUUGAGCAGCUCGCGUGAAUGUUUCUUGUGAAAAGCCUGGGGAUGCCAAUGACAUUUGUCUUAACCUGUCUUCUAAAUGUCACAAAAUGCUGGUCGACUUUUGUCACCGGUUAAGAAUCAUAGAAAAGUCGUUGUUGUUUUAGUCCUUGUAUGUCGAUGGGCGGGGCAGUGAUCGAUUUCAAGUGAACUUUUUUUUAAUGAUGCACGAAGUCUUGUUACCAAAUGUACAGUAACUCUUCAAUGUGAUUCAGUGUUAAAGUGAGCAGUAUAAACGAUCAUAUUCAAUAUUGAUGCACAAUACGCCAAUACUAAUGUUGUUGUUGUCGUUGUUAUUGGCUGCUCUACUCUUGCGCAGCGUCAUUUUACACAUUCGACGACGACGUCCCUUCUUGACCAACAGCGCUCAUGCUCAGUCUUAUUCUGUAAGAUGCAUCAUUCAUCUACAAGAGGUGACGAAAAAAAUGCAACGUCCAAGAAGUAUCAGAAAUAAGGAUGUAUAGGGUUGAGUGCAAUUUUCGUUGCUGCAACCUGCGGUCAUUGUCAAACCAAGCGAUUACCAGUUGUACCCGCAAAUGAGAUUUCUUUUUCUUUCAUGUAGUGGCGAUUAUAAUCGCUGUCCACACCGACAAAAAUACCUCAUUUGCGCUCUGCUAUAAUGAAAAACUGAACUUGCUAGUUUUCAGCUUCAAACAGUAGUUUGGUUCCUCUGUACAUCUUGUUUUUGAAUGCAUACAAAGUUAGAGGUUGCGUUUUUUUGGUCACCCUGUAAAACAUGUUAUUGUUGAAUAGUGCUAUGAUGGGAGAAGGCCUUGUAUACAUGAGGGACAUUUGAUCUUGUUGGCGUCGAUGGAUUUGGCAAGAUCGUAUCUCGAUAGCUGUCCGAAACAAAAUGGCCGGAACCUAAAUGGAUUUGGAUGUUUCUCCACACAGGGAUUAGCCCUGGUUGAAUAAGCAUGAUUUACAUAGUAACUUUCAGACAAGUUGCAAAAAAAAACACCCCAAUUUCUUUGAGAUGUUUCAAGGCUUUCUCCCAGGUGUACCUUCGCUGCCAUAGAUUUCAUGAUUAUUGCCUCAUAAAACACAUCAUAUAUACUUCAAUGACAUAUUUACACUCACAUGGCACAUUCUUAUAUAACUUCGCCAAUUUCAAAACCGAAAUGUGAAAUUUGCAUCUGUCAUCGGCUAUAAACAAAUAGAUUUUGUGGUCCUGGAACGUAGGUUGAAGAUACGAGAAAGAAAUAUGGUAUGAUAUUACCAUUUCUUUUUGCUUUUGAUGAGGUUGCGUUGAUUAUGAUCAACAUUAUGAAACAUUUCGAAGAGAAAUAUGAUCAUGAUAAGCUAGCAAAGUUUUUAAGUUGCUAAACCUAUCAGACUUGAAAAACAGUAGGAGCAGUCAGUUAUGUUUGGCCUCACUCGGAUGAUCCAGAUAAAUACAUUAGGUUGGUCCGCAAGGCAUGUGCAAAUAUCUGGUCAUCCAGCACUGCUUAGAUAAGUCAGAAAACAGGACCAGUUGAAACUGUGAAAACGUUUCCUGAUAGUUGCGGAAAGACAUUCUCUCAAAUUCUUAGUGACAUGUUCUCGGCCAGAAGUAAUUUGUUCAAAAUCAAUAAGUUACUGAAACACCUGUGUUUCUCAGAGCAACUUCGCGUAGGGUUCUCGAGAUUUGAGAUUGCUUCUGGAGUGGCAUUUGCCAUGUCCAAACUUUUGUUGUUGGCUCUAGUAACCUUCUGACUGUGCCUAAAGGUGGGAAGUUCUCGUUGACCAUUCUUGAUUCAUGUUAUAAACUUGAUGACAUGACAUCAAUUUGAAAAUUUCAAUUUUCGUGCGGUUUAAGGAAUUUGUGUGCCUUGUCAAGAGUGUUGCCAAACUGUAGACUUAGAUCUCAAGCCGAUGAGAGUAUCAAGGUGAAUAACAGCGUCAUCUAGUCACAGAUGACGCUGUUUAUACAUGUGCUGGAUGCUUUAUAAACAACAUUCCAAAGAGUGUCGAACCUAGUCAACUAUGUCAGUUUAAAACUGACAAAUAUGAUAAUACAGCCAAAAUAUAUAAGGCUCACUUAUGUAUUUUUGAAUACAGCCAUGAUGAUAUGCUAAUGAGGAUGAGUAUGAUGUAUGUAUCAAUAAGCCUGCAGGCGAUGUAAAAUUUCACAUUUCACAGAAAAAAAGUCAAGUGAUACGAAGCUGUAAAUAACUAGGGCAUUUUUAUUGUCGAUUUUUCUCUGCAUUCCGUGUCAGUUUUUUGUUAAAUACUCUUUGAGUAUGGUGUUUUUCAUUUCGAUUGUCCAUUCCAUUAAUAAGUUCAGGUAAUACUAUUAUAACAUAAACAUAUCAAGUGCAGAUUGCAUUUAUUUUAAUUGCAAAAUGAUUGUGUGUGUACUGAUUUUCCGGUUACUACUAAUUAUUGUCAGUUAGCAGCGUUGGUGAACAUAUCGAGUCGUAGUGACAUACAGCAUCACGGCAAGAUGUCUGGCCGAUGCACGUGGUGUAAACUAGACAAUUUUGUGGAACACGUUAUAAUAAAGAUUAUAUACAGGGAACAAAAAAUCACCACAGUUUUGUGUGGUCUCACUUAAUUAUUGUGCAUUUAACCUUGUUUUGCCAUUUUGCCGGUUUUGUUAUCGAGAUGCUUAAAUAAUCCUACACCAAUUCAUAUAAGCCAUUAAGCGCACGGUCCGAGGAUGCACGCCUCGCGUCUGGGUCAGUUCCAAUGUGUGGUGUGCUUCUUUUGUAAAUAUUGUAUACUAGUGACUUCAUAAUUGAAUGUUUUAAUGAUUCAAGCUGGGAACGUUGGUUUUGUUCUUUUGUUUGCGUGAUAAUACUGGGGUAUUAAUAUUUUUUAGUCCGUGAAUAUAGUGCUGUAGAUUCCUUAUCCUGUGGAGUUUAGUGGUGGCAAGGUGGCAAUGGGUUAAUUUUCUGCUCCUUCCGAAAAUCAUGCGACCGAUUUGUUAUAACGGAUGCCUGCCAUGUAUGCUUGUACUUAAAAUCAUGUCUUGAUUUACAAUUUAUUUUCUCUGAGUAAUACAGUAACCUAGGUAUUAAUUAUGUUCGAGGACCAACACAUUUCGGCCAAGUUCCUCUUGCUUAGUCAUCAUAUUAGUGUAUUUGUGGGCACCACGGGCUGAGCCAUGACGCCAGCCUUUAUAGCGUUGCACGUAUUGGGUAUGCAGGGUACAUAAUAUGUCGAACUUUUAACCAAACAUUUGCUAACAUGACCAGGAAAUGCAUUCUAGUCUUGUGUGUGUGCCAUUUAUGAAGAAUUGGAGAUAGUUUAUUCCAGGACUCUUUCUUUUAAGAUUAUAUCAAGACAUUUUUUCUCUGAAAUAAAUGCAUCCACUAAGUGCUGAAUUACACAAUGCUCACAACGAUUUGAGACUCGCAAAAGAUGCAUUUAGGAAUGUAACAUUCAGUGUAGCACUAGACGAGGUCUUACUUAUUCAACCCAUGUUUAUUUCCUGGAUUUAAGACCAGCGAAAUAUGGCAUUAUACGCAGUGGUAUCUGAACUUAUUUGGUUCGCCGACUUCAUGUUGUAAUGACAUCUCUGUAUUUCUGUCACACGAUCGCGGCAACUGGCAACGCGGUUGAGCGGACUUAAAUCACUAUCACAAGGCAUAAAGAAUCCAGUGAAGACAGAUAAAGAUGUGAAAAGCACGCCGUAAAUACCCUGCAUUCGGUUCUUGGUCCCUUCAUCGUCGGUGGCUGCAUAGCUCAGUAUGUUAUACACAGCCUCAUUUUGAGAUACUGGCCAUGAUUAAAUUGUGUUCCGCGCCGUACGCGCACAAAGUUGACGAGCCUGAUAUAUUGAGUUCUUGUAUUAGAAUGUUUUGCGAUUAAGUUGGUCGACAGUGAAAUUGAAAAACUAAUGUUAACUUGGCCAAAUUCCCCUGUACAAAACCCCUAAGGUCAAGUGCAUGUUGCACAUUGAAAUUUGGCCAAGUUAGCUGGAAACUGGGUACAGGUCUAUGCAGUACAUUUCUACACCUGCCUUGUAAAUUGCUCUGACCUUGACCCUCAACUGACCUUUGAAUUGUACAUUGCUUGACCUUCACCUCUUGUUAGAUAAGCCUGGAAAUUUGCAGUUGUAUAGUGAUUUGAGAAUAUUUGGAAAGAAAGUAAAUCGCAACUGAUAUUAUCAUACCUGUGUAUUUUUAGCUUGGUUUUUGUUUCUCUAUUUACUAUGCUUGGUGAAAAUUGUGUUGUAAAAGUCAAUUAUCAGACAAGUUUUAUUAAGGAAAGUUGGUGUUUGUGGAUUUUUUUGUACGGAUUUUUAUUCCUCUUCUCCCUAGCCACUUAAAGCAAUACUAUAAACUGCCAUAAAUGUCUGCAGAAAACAGCUGUAUUGAGAAUGUUUGACGCGCACGGUCCUUUUGACCAAAGAAUGUUGUCAACUUCUUAACGAGUACUGUACAUACGACUCUAUGGGUUGCCAAAAUGUUUAGUCCUGAUCAUUCUUAGUGAACUUAGCCUGAGAUAUGUGUACAUUGGGUGUUUUACACUUGCAUUUUGUAUAUUGUGGCAUAUCGAACACUUUAAGGACAGAACUCCAGUUUUGUGUAAUAAACAAUUCUGGACACUUAGUUUGAUGUUCUUGGACUUUGUGCCUAUAUCUGCAGUUAAGAGUAUUAGUUAACUUUUUUCUGUGCUCCAUAAACGUUUUCCAGUUAAAUCUUUUCACCAAUUUUCAACUGCAGUAUGUUUGAUUAAGUGCUGUCAAAUUCACAAAAACUAAAAGCCACAAAAAUAUACUCUUUUGACUGGAAAACCUGCCAGAUGAAAAUUUACAUUUUUUCAGGGAUUUUCACGAAUUACAUAAAUAAAUAGGGAAAUUUGGCAGUUUACUUGGUGUACUAGGUACUGGUACUUAUUCCAAGAUAACUUUCUAAAAAUAUCAUCAUUGCUUUUCCCAUUGAUUAAAAAAUUAGAACUUGUGGAAAAUCUGUGAGUUAUGCUGUCCUAAUUUGAUAUGACAAAAAUGUCUUUCUCCUGUAAUGAAUAUUCUUGGGGAGUUAUCCCUGGAAUUUCCCAAAAUCUCAAUAUUUCAUUCUUAAAUAACAAAACAAGUCCUCAAAGAGUUCGAUAAAGAGGGUCCCUGUCCAUUUGUUUCUUACAGCGUGGUGUGUGGAAAAUUUUUGACCCUCUUUCACUUCCAUCAUCAACUUGAGAUGUUGUUUUAAGGCAAUGGCCUCCUGACGCUGGUGAUUUGAUGGCUGCCGGUCCAUUCUAAUCAGGCGCAAUUCAAUUUGCCGACAAUUUGUGUCCAUUGUGAAUAUUAUUUCCAUGGCGAUAUGCCAGUUGUGAUUUGUAUUAUCCGGGCUGAUUGUUUAGGUGGGGAAGGAAGGACAUGGUUGGAGGUGGCUCUCAAGAUUCUUAGGAAAAAAUAUGAAAUUAUACUGUCCCUAGAUAUUUUUAGAUGAAAGUCAUAUUUGGGAAGAUAUGAAUCUUGAUUUGGUUUUAAUUAAAUCCAAAAAUAUAUUAACUAUUGAGCUAAUCAUGUCAUUAGGUGACCCCACCUGCUCAUAGGACAGUCGCAUCAAAAGGCACUGCACUUCCUAUAAAAGAGGAAUGAAAAUUUUAAAAAAUGACAUUUUCAGCCAUUAAAGGGAGUACAUAGGCAACAGCCAGGUCUGUCAGAUCAAGUUACACAAAGAUGCCAAUAGGGGUCUCACUGUACAUUGUAACCAAUCACCCUUGUACAAGGAGUAUAUUUAAUGCUGGAUCAAACACGACCGAGUCCACUAACUGUGCAAAUUAGUCGCCCAUAGAUGACCAGUUUGACGCCCUGGCCCUUGCUGAUUGUCCCCCUUUAAGGCUGGUGCGUGUUGAAAUUGUUAAACCAUGGCAGGUUUGAGGUAAAGUUAAAACUUCAUGCUGAAGAACCAAGAAAUUCCCCUUUGCACGAUUUCUACUAGUCAUUUUGAUGAUGAAACUGUUGGCCAGUUCACCGCAGUGUCUGUUGGCCGAGAUCAUGAGAUAAAUCCUUGGUACCCCGAGGCCCUACUCAGUGAAUAUGUAGUAUGUUCACUCAAUAACGGAGGCAGUUUCUAGCCCCUCCAUUAUGUCCCGCUCUGAGUCAAACUAUUGAUUAUUUUCGCCGGAGAAUCCUCAGCUGUUGUCGUAGCUGUUGUUUCUCACCACUCGCGACACGUUAGACUCAGCUACGCGUUGGGUCGGAGCAGCUUAUCGUGAAUGGCUUCUUGGAUUAAGAGCCUUUUAUCCCGGAGCAUGGCUCGCCUGAACUGAAGCAGAAUUAUAGUAGGAGUUUAAUUGCUUUGUCUGGAAUCUUUGCAUUGCUACAAAUAGUGAUACGUCUGGUGUUUUUCGGAAAAAAAUUCAGAACAGAAGAGCGUAAGAAGUAAUCAGUUUCUAAUAAUUUCCUGUUUAAUGGAUUUGUGAUUUUAAAUCGAACAGAUAUAUUUGAGAAAUCACAGAAUUUAUUACAUUCACAAUGGACACAAAGUUGUUUAUAUAAAGUGCAUCAUUACAGUUUAUACCAUUCAUUUGCUUGUUUUGCUUAUGUAUUUGUUCCCACAUAUUAAUUCUUCACUUGUCAGUUUUUGUGAGAAAAAUGCGCCAGAGUUCAGAAAAUUUUAUAAUCGAUGAUUAAAUUCACUUUCAGUGUCAAGUUGAUUUGUAGGGACUGGCCACUUCUAAUCAUUUCUUUAUGAUCGAGUCACACAGAUGUGAUAUAUGUCACGACAAUGCUUGCAUACAAAAAUUGUGAUUACAAACCUGGCCAAAAAUUUCAUUCCCAUGAUCUCUGUGAAGUUACCAGUCCCUGCAUUCUUUGGGGGGCUGUUACCAAACUGUUUGAUGGAGAAAAAAAAUUUAGUUUUGCUCCCACCCCAUACCAAUGUACCAUUAGAAAACAUUACUGCUAAAGUCUCCACCCUUAAGCUAUCAAUUAAGUUUUGAUGUUUCUGCAUGAAAACUGAAUGAUUUUAACCUUUCUCCACCCCAGUUGCUUGCAUUUUGCAUCAAAUUGUUUCGAAAUGGCCCCCUAUUAUUCAAAGGGUAAACUUAGCGACAGAUGCCACAAAUAGCUGUUUAGGCACUUACUGUAAUGUUAUGUAGUAUUCCCAGGAAACGACGCAAAUACAUUGAAGGAAGAUGGGUUUUCUUUGGUCAAGUUUAUUUCCCAUAAACCAUACUUGUACUUAUCUGUCGUAGAGUUCCAAGGUCAGCAUAGUAACCUUUGACCUUUGAAUCCUAAGAUUUCGAUUGGUUGUCUUCGCAUUUGAAUAGUUGUAUGACCAAUCGUAUCCUGAGGAUUGAAUUAGAAAACUUUAUGAUAUUCAAAUAUUUUUUGCCAAAGAACUUUGAAACAAAUCUGUAUUAGGUAUGCGUGGUACCAAUUACAGGAGGGUUUUUUUGUAUAUUUUGAACACAGUGUGGAGCAAAUUGGAUUUUCAGUGCCCCGACACCACUGUUUCCCACGUCUGGUGUCAUAAACUCAGUCUAUUAUCAAGUGCAGUAAUAAUGAAAAAUAUUCUUCCAUAAAUUUGUCCAGCUUCUGUGUUCAAUGUCAAAGUUACUAUGCUGUCAAGUGCUAUUUCACUCCAACAAGGCUAUAAAGAGAAGGAGAGAAGAGGAGAACAAGAGAAUGUGUGUGUUCUCAAUCACAUAGUUUUCUGUUCUGUUGGCUUGGAAUGGCUCUAACCUUGGUCUUUCUGAACUCGUUGGUGAUUUUAUUACUCCUCUGAUUUCCUCGAGUGUUACAUCUUCCCCACUGUAGAUAUCUCUUAUAUUUACACACGCUUGGUAUUUCUUCCAUAUCACAUAAUUUACACAAUUAAACGGCAAAGAUCCCCCCAGGAACAUGGGCUUUGAUAACGCCUCUCAGUAUUUCACCAAAACAUGCUCAGACUGUCAUCUUCAUAUGGACAAAGCUUAUAUAAACAAUCGAUUCAAUUUCGAUGAGAAAAACGUAGAUAUAAAAAACGUGGAAAAUUCCUAGCCUUGCUUCCUUAAAACCUCAUAGGCCUACUGCAGAAAGUGUUGGAUCUUUGUGUGUGCAUUCUGGAAUAUACUCGAUGUGUAUUUUGUAUAGUCACAUGAUGGUGUUUGACACAAUCUGUGGUAAUAGUGUAUAAAGGUCAUUGUUCUCCCCGUCCAUGGUUGAGUGGUCUGGUCACCUGACGUGCUGCGACGGCAGCAAGAAGUGUGAGCCCUGGUAGCCAUCUUAUCACCCGUCGGAGGUAAAUUGCACUCAAUAAGAGCACGCAGUGUUACGUGGUAUUUAAAAAGGUCAAAUAAAGGAUUGGUUUUAUAAACUCGACUUGGAAAAAGGUAUUUUUUCUAUCUAAUAUCUAAUAUGCUGAUAUUUUGUAUCAAUGAAAAUGCAUUUUGAAAAAAGUUUCCAUAUUUUCACACCAUUGUUCAUUCGUGCUUCAAAACUCCACCACGGGUAUUCAGAGAACUAAAUGUUGAAACAUCAAUUUAUCUUAUGUACAAUUAGCGGCUACCAGGCCUGACAUUUCAAAGCGCCACCUGUAGGUCAGUAGCAAGACUAUGGUUUUAGCUCGUGUAGCUGUAGCACAAUCAAGCUCUCCUUCAGCACUUGCCCGCACCAAAAUGCACCGUGCAAUGGUGCUAUAAAGAAUCAUGCAUAUAUUUAUGUUACAAACUGGCACACAUCAGUUGGUCAAGUAUCAAAUGUUCAAAAUCAUCAGUAUAUGCUGUAAACAUGAUAAAGAGAUGAAUAGAUUGUGGUACUUUGAUGCCGUCACAGUUGUCCUAUUUCAGUGGAAUUGAAAUCAUAUUCUAAAACUUUACAUUUCACUGUGACUGAGUCUGUAAUGGGCGUAUUUAUGGAUAAAAAACACCAAAAUAAUUUUUUUCGUGGUAUCCCUUUCAUAACGAGAAAGUAGAAUUUUUGAGUAUCCGUGAUAUAAUUUUGAACGAAUUAUUUUAUUACCCAAUGUGAUGCAAGAGUUACUUCACAAAUGACUCACACAUGUUUUGUUUGGAUUUCCUCUUGGAAAAAAGUACAAAAUCUGACAAAAAAAUCAAUAUCAGUGAAAUUAUUAAUUGAAGUCCAAGUUCACCUUUUGAAAGCAAUCGUAUCAUGAUGUGCUUCACUGUAUUACCCUGUGCUAAAUGCAUUACACAGUGCAAAAUGUAUUGUAUAUUAUUUUCCAUAGUGCAUGUACUUACAUCACACAUGGUGUACUAAAUGUAGUACAUGUACAUAUCUACCAAUACUUGCAUUACACUGAGCUUAGAGGUCAUUACACAGAGUACUAGUUGCAGUAAAAAUACAUUACACAGAGUACUAGUUGCAGUAAAAAUACAUUACACAGUGAACCGUUACAUGAAAUAUCCGAUUCCACAAUUUACCAAUGUAUUAAAUAUCCAUUACUUUUACCAAGAAUGAAAAAAGAUGAUAAUAAGGUCCCAAUACAACCAUUCAAAACAAACAGUGUAAGAAUUGAUAACAGCUACCAUAUUCAUUCGUGGUGUGGUGAGCUAGAAUCCUUGCUGAAAAGAAUCACUCGGUAUUGUUCAUCUAUUAUGGGAUGGCACAUGACACUUUCUUACGACAGAUCUGCAUUUUGCCUUGCGCCAUCCCAUGAUAAUCAAUACUGUUCUCUGAAUCUUUCUUAAGCGGAAACCAAUUUACGCAGUACACAUUGUGAUAAUAAUUUUUAAUCAAAUGAUAACUCUUAAAGACAGGAUCUAACUCAACUCGCUCAUCAGAAUCUUCCAAAACCAACAAGUCUAACAAUUGAAUUUUCGUGAUGUUUUUUUCAGUGUGCCGCUAGUCGAUUUUUUAUGCGCGGUAACCCUGAAAUCAUCGCCGAAAAAGUCUUUAAUCUUGCCGCUUGAAAACUCAGCAUACUUUUUUCUCAGGCGACGGAAUUUUCCACUGUUUGGUAUAACAAACUUUAUACUGCCAGAUAUCGAGUCUAUUGUGCACAUUCAGCUAAUGACUUCAUUUUCUGCAACUUUCGUCUAUCAAACUCUGAUCUCGAUCGAGCUUUCGCAUCUUCAAAUCAUUCUGCACUGCUUGUAUUUCACCCUGUUUAAGGUCACAUAUAACCCUGUAAGAGUGUACUUAUGGGAACCAGUGGAGACUAUAUCUCUCCGUGAAUGGUUUACCUCAUUUUGAAGUUUUGUCGACUUCUAUUUGUUAUAGGCAGCGUAUGUACGGGCUUAAAUGAGCAGUGCAGAAUGGUGGUCCCAUGUGUGGUAUUUGGAUGAACUGUACUUAAGCUUGCUAACAUGAAUUAUAAAUAAUGUAUUUGAACAGAAUCAGGAAAUUAGGGUCUCAGAAAAAUAUUGUCUCGUAGGCCUAUGGAAUCAUUUAUUAAGACCAUUGAACUGGACCAAAUUAAUUGAAGCCUGGAGUGGGUGGAUUUGGAAAAAAAGAAGUGAAAAAACUCACCUCAAAUCUGCAGAAUUAUUGUACGUUUAUGUUUAUGAGAUGAUUGAAAUAUAUAUGGAUUGCUUGAAUUUUGAGAGAUUUUCGGAGCUGAGUUUCUUUUGCCAAAUUUUUAUCAUACGAUCCCUUGCAUUUUUCUGGGCAGCUGUGUACAAAUGUAUAGCAGAUUUCUUCACACUUGAGGUGGACGUAGCAUUAGAUACAUUAUUGCUAGAUAACCUGGCAGACCUUCAAGUGAACAUGUACCAUGCACUGGUUGUACAGUUUUGUGCUUUCUGUGUUUUGUCUUCUAGAAAUAUGCAACUUAUGUUGGUCUAUGCUGUGUCUGUAGCUUAACUAGGAAGGGGAACUCGUGUGUCUCCCAAGUACUGAGCAUUUUCGAUCAUGGAUGUAAAUCUUCUUGAAGUAAUAUAUGCAAUCAUAGGUCAUCUAUGUAAUAUAUUGUGAAAUAAAUUCAGCAAAUAUACAAA
Lineus longissimus is the source of this 20859-nucleotide messenger RNA. RefSeq names its product one cut domain family member 3-like. Gene Ontology annotation, molecular function: DNA-binding transcription factor activity, RNA polymerase II-specific; RNA polymerase II cis-regulatory region sequence-specific DNA binding. Gene Ontology annotation, cellular component: nucleus. Gene Ontology annotation, biological process: regulation of transcription by RNA polymerase II. The transcript is spliced from 7 exons. The record is from RefSeq and is a predicted model, not a curated record. The coding region runs from base 138 to 1625 and encodes 495 amino acids. NCBI's taxonomy places the organism in Eukaryota, Metazoa, Nemertea, Pilidiophora, Heteronemertea, Lineidae.